AUGUACGUAUACUCACAUGCACGCCCCUCUGCUCCCCUGCCUGCCGCAUAUCCGUUUACGCACAACAGCGAACGCCAAACGAGUGAGCGAGCGAGCGAGCGUGGCGACUAUCGCGUCGACACACCUGCCGCCGACCCCAUGGAUGGGCAGUGCGUGCACCUGCGUGCUCCAGGCGGGCCGAGGCGCGCAUGGCCAGGGCCAGCUACAUACAUAGGUAGGUAUGCAGAGCCAGAGCAGCAGCAGGGUGGGGUGGCCAACGGAGACGCCGCGGGCUGGGGGAAAAUGGCGCAGAGACGACGAAGGAGGAGGAGAAGAAAAUACGGGUGGCGAGAGGGCGGCAUGGGUGUUGCUGCGGCCGGGCGUGCGCGUUAUUGCCUGACGGACAGCCGGGUGCUGGCUGCAGCGGGCGAGACCGUCGUCGAUGGCGGCGGAGGCGGCGAUGUCGGCGCGGAUCGUGCCGUGAUAAUGGAGGGGUAA
Aplosporella prunicola CBS 121167 is the source of this 477-nucleotide messenger RNA. RefSeq lists its product as uncharacterized. The transcript has a single exon. NCBI's taxonomy places the organism in Eukaryota, Fungi, Ascomycota, Dothideomycetes, Botryosphaeriales, Aplosporellaceae. Bases 1 to 477 code for a protein of 158 amino acids. The record is from RefSeq and is a predicted model, not a curated record.